Messenger RNA from Penicillium nucicola, 501 nucleotides. RefSeq lists its product as uncharacterized. The coding region runs from base 1 to 501 and encodes 166 amino acids. The record is from RefSeq and is a predicted model, not a curated record. Lineage: Eukaryota; Fungi; Ascomycota; Eurotiomycetes; Eurotiales; Aspergillaceae. The transcript has a single exon.
AUGACCCUCCUACCGAAGUACCAAGCCAUCAUAACCUCCGGCGAGGAGAAUGAGGAACAGGCGCGUAAGCGACGUUUGAUUUACAUUCGCCCUUUCCUAGUAUUCUGGGCCAACUCAAUGAUUGCUGAAAUCCUGUUCCUUACGGUCGCUGUGCUCUUCUUUUCUGGCACGCGUGAAAUGAUUUACAAGGUCAUUUGGACAAUGAUUCUAUGUCCUCUUGGAAUGAGUGGCGCCUUGGGAGGUCUCACCAAUUACUUUUUGGUGGACUAUUACUACGGACACAAGGCCGUGUGGUUUACUGCUAUUCUCACUCUCUUGGUUUUGGGAAGCUGCAACUAUCUUUGCUUCAGUCUCGACCAUCAUUUUGGGUAUUUCGGCGCGUCGACUCACCCGCUAUGGUUCCAUUGGAGAUAUCCGGCUCUUUGGAUGGCUGGCUGGACCAGUGGAAAACUCUUAUUUACCGAUGAAGGCCAGAAGAAGCUGGCUAGUCUCGGGAUUUGA